AUGGGGCGCGUGUCUAUACAAUUCCUUCUUGCGGGCUUGGUUGGGUAUGCCUUUGCUGGUAUCCACCAUCCUGCGCAUGGCUAUCGCCAUCGCCAUCGCCACUUGAUGCCGCCUAUUGAGAACCUGGAGCUUCGAGAUCUCGCCUGGGAUAACGUGAAUAACACCCCAGAUGAUUUUGUGGUGGAAUCCAUUACCCUCACCACCACGAAAACCGUUUUUGGAAACUGCGCGCCAACCAACACUAUUCACAGCACGCUUACGCUUGUCAGACAUAGGCCUGAGCCUACGCCAUAUUGGCAUGAUCAUUCCAUGCACAGCCCCGCGCGUCCCGAGGCAUAUGAGGACCACUGGCAUCAACGUGAGCCGCAGCCUCAGCCUAUUCUCCCUGCACCGACAAACAAAAAGCCCGCUCAACCUCAACCCACUCACCUCGAGCCCCCGGCUCCCAGGCCAACGGGGGUAGAGGGCACAGUUACCAUCUUAAAGACACACACAAUCAGCAAAACCGCAACGAAUACCGUAAAGGUCACCGUCUACCCGGGAGCCAGCCCUGUGCCAGUUGUAAACACAUCCCCGGGGAAUCCCUCACAAGCAGAAAAAGCCGCGCUUGCAGACACGCUGCCAAAAGGCUCUUUAGAAGAAGAGAAAGCCGUUCCAGCAAAACGCCCACCUCCACCACGUCCCCACAACAACAAAGGCGGACCCAUCAACGCCGUACUCGAUUUGCCGAGCGAAGUCCUCCCUGAUCUCCCAGUAGUCAACCAGAUCCUCCCAGGCUCAAAACCAGACAAUCCCAUUCCAGUGGACUGGACCGCAACACCACCGAAAGGUCAAUUCUCAACAAACAGAUUCGGAGGACGUACUCCGCCAAAAGGCAAAGGCACGGAGAUCCACUACCAGGGAAAUGUCGGCAAGCCUUGGGGAAGCAACAUCAUCAACGUUAGUCCGACCGAGGCACACACCUACAAAUACGUGGCGCAGUUCACGGGUUCAAACGAUGUGCCCUGGACGGUGGUUGUGUGGAACAAGGUUGGGCCUGAUGGUAAAUUGACCGGAUGGUAUGGCCAUUCUGCUCUGACCUUCACUCUUGCACCCGGCGAGACUCGCUAUGUCGCCUUUGACGAGGACUCUGAGGGAGCUUGGGGUGCUGCGCCUGGUGAUCACCUACCCACAGAUCAAUGGGGCGGAUACUCGUCUACGUGGGGCGAGUUUGGGUUCGGUGAUGGAGAGAAUAAUGGCUGGUCGGGAUGGGAUGUGUCGGCUAUUCAGGCGCAGAUUGCGAAUCAACCUGUGCAGGGAAUGUCUAUCUGUCAGGCUAAUGGGAAGGGAUGCUCCAUUAUCACGCCCCAUGCUGAGAAGGUGGUUGAUGCUUAUAUCCAGUCGAAAAAACACUUGGAUGGUAUUGGUGGUGCGGCGUCCCCUGGUCCUGUGCGGCUGAAAGUAGUACUUGAUUAUCGGGGGUGA
Penicillium samsonianum is the source of this 1464-nucleotide messenger RNA. RefSeq lists its product as uncharacterized. The transcript has a single exon. Lineage: Eukaryota; Fungi; Ascomycota; Eurotiomycetes; Eurotiales; Aspergillaceae. Gene Ontology annotation, cellular component: extracellular region. The record is from RefSeq and is a predicted model, not a curated record. The coding region runs from base 1 to 1464 and encodes 487 amino acids. Gene Ontology annotation, molecular function: IgE binding.